Symbiodinium necroappetens is the source of this 834-nucleotide messenger RNA. Lineage: Eukaryota; Dinophyceae; Suessiales; Symbiodiniaceae. The record is from the annotation of a GenBank genome assembly.
AUGCCUUGUGUGACAGGCUUGGACUGCCCGGCGCUCGCCACGCUCCAGGGCCUUCGGUCCGGCAGUUCGAACCUUGGCCCAGAGUUUGUGGCGAGGGUCCUUCCCGGAUUCUACAGCAGCAUGGCGGAGCCGCUGGACCUCUAUCGCUGCGUCGAGGCUGCUGCAGGCAACCGCUGUCCGGGUGGCAUCCCUGCAACUUGCACGGGACUACUGAACAACAGGGCCUGCACCGAUUGCCCCAGCAGGAGGCACUGGAACAGGUCUGAGGGACACUGCGAGGAGUGCACGCCCUGGCAGCAACUGGGCUGGAUCCUCGCAGCCGCAGUGAUGUUAGCUGGCCUGGUGAUGGUCUACUACAUGAUGACUGCUCAAACAACGGCCAAGGCUUCGGUGAAAGACACAGCGACAUGUGCAUUCGGCAUGACCAUCUCGUCGCUACAAUCCGUCGGCAUCAUUGGGACGAUGACCGUUCAAGUUCCCGAAGGUUUGAAAGCCCUCUUUGCAUUUCUUCAGGUCUUUCUGCUGGACUCUGAUGAUAACUUUGCUUUCAGCUGCGUCGCAAGUGGUUCGGCCCCUGCUCGUUACGUUGUGUCGGUUCUUGUCUUCCCGGGUGCCGUAUGCUGGCUCUUGUGCUGCCACUACGCAUCCAAGCUCCUCCCCAAGAGGCUGCGGUGGGAAGGCCCCAAGACGACGAACACGAUAGGGGCCUUGCUUCAGCUUGCAUUCAGCACGAUGAGUACCAUUUCCAUGGCACCGAUGAUGUGCUUCAGUCACCCGAGUGGCGUCUUCAGCCUCUUGAAGUACCCCAGCAUCACUUGCGGCACGGAGGACCAC